AUGAGCUACCAAGUCCUACUCAGCGGUGAACAAGAUGCAAAGGUUGCUGAAAAGCGGCGAGCCGUGUACCUCCGACCUUUCCUACUAUUCUGGCUCAAUUCUCUCUUCGCCGAAGUCAUCUUCCUGGCCGUCGGCGUCUUUAUCAUGACCGGAACUCGGGACCUGGUCUACAAAGUGCUAUGGACGUUGGUCUUUUGUCCAUUGGGCAUGGGUGGAGCGAUGGGAGGCCUCAUAAACUGCUUUAUUGUCGACCAUUAUUACGGAAAGAAGGCAGCUCACUUCACGGGGAUUCUUUCAUUGCUUGUUCUGAGUAGCUGCAACUAUCUAUGCUACAACCUUGACAAACAUUUUGGGUGGUUUGGCGCUUCGGAACAUCCGUGGUGGUUUCAUUGGCGGUAUCCUAUGAUAUGGGCUGUCGGCUAUUUGAAUGGACUCCUUUUAUUCACAGACAAGGGUCAAGAGAGGCUGGCUCGAAUGGGUCUUUAA
Messenger RNA from Aspergillus pseudoviridinutans, 486 nucleotides. RefSeq lists its product as uncharacterized. The record is from RefSeq and is a predicted model, not a curated record. Bases 1 to 486 code for a protein of 161 amino acids. The transcript has a single exon. Lineage: Eukaryota; Fungi; Ascomycota; Eurotiomycetes; Eurotiales; Aspergillaceae.